This is a messenger RNA of Mobula hypostoma (lesser devil ray), 1322 nucleotides long. RefSeq names its product transcobalamin-2-like. The coding region runs from base 75 to 1037 and encodes 320 amino acids. Gene Ontology annotation, molecular function: cobalamin binding. Gene Ontology annotation, biological process: cobalamin transport. The record is from RefSeq and is a predicted model, not a curated record. The transcript has 8 exons. Lineage: Eukaryota; Metazoa; Chordata; Chondrichthyes; Myliobatiformes; Myliobatidae.
UCAAUUUAAGCGUUGAAGAUUGAAACAUCGAGGUGAAUGCAGAAGGCGAGUGACUGAUUUUGGAUGAAGAAGCAAUGUCCAUCUUCAGAGUUAUCACCUUCUUAUUUCUAAGUGCCUUUGGACGUUUCACUGAGCAAUGCUCUGUCUCCGAGUCUGAGCAGGCUGCCGUUGACACCCUCAUGCAGGUGUUACAAAAGAGCGCAGAGGACGACUCUGUGGACCCCGACCCCACCACCUACCUCGGCCUGCGCUCCACACACAGACACGACCAGAGAGUUGAAGAGCAUUUCCUGGAGCGGCUUAAAGCAGACGCCAUUCGGAAAGUGACUCAAGGAAUAGGAAGUGAUCUGCCCACUGGUUCAGCUGCUCUCUACGUGCUGGCUUUUAGAGCUGGCUGUCUGGAUCCAAGCAGCAUCUCUGAUGGUCAGGCACAGAUUAAUAUGGUGAAAAUUCUUGGAGAGAAGUUCAAUAUGGAGUACCAAAACCUAGGGUCCCACGGACACCCUCUUACAGACUUCUACCAGAUCUCCUUAGCAAUGCUGGCGCUCUGCAUUGAAAAGCAACCUGUCCAAAUCCCCUUUGUGGAUAAAAUCUACAGCAGGGUUAUGAGUCACAAAGAUCCAUUUGGAGAACAUUUCUUAAUUGAUACAGCCUCCAUGACUGUCCUUGCUCUCACAUGCAUACACGAUCGCAAUGAUCUUGAUACCAUGGAAAGACGCCACAUUGAACAAGCCAUCAUGCUCUUGUUGCGUCAGCUCCUAAGUUACCAGGAGAUGAAUGGUACCUUUGGGACUAUCUACAAUACUGGCCUUGCUGUUCAGGCUUUUACUGAACACAAAAAACUGGAAUUUUCUCUCUUCCGUUGCCCAAAAAAUUUGCAGCUCUUGGUCAGCGAAAUCUAUAAAGGGUCAUUUAACACAGUGCGUAAAGCUUUCCCGGUCCUUCUGGCUUUGGAGGGAAAGUCACUGUUGCACGUUGGAGACCCCAGUUGUCAUUCCCGUCGGGAUAAUCUGCCUGAAGAUGAAAAUGAGAAGUGAAACAAGGACCAAGAGAUGAAGACCAGGAUGCUGUUUUGGUCCAUUACAUGGAAAGGAUACCUUGUAGUUAUAUAGUUGGACCAUAGAAUGGCAUUUGAUUACCACGUCAUGCUAAAUUCAUUAAACCCUGUUAAUCACUCUUCCUCCAGACCCUGACCAAAUCCUACCUUUAUGUGCCUGAAACGGUGCUUAGCACUGUUAACUCAUGAACACGCCUGUGCUCUGUGCCUCACCUCCACCCUGACAGCGGUUUGCAGGGAUCCUCCACUGCGUGUGUGUUAAAUC